CUGAAUUCAUGGUCGUACUGUAAUGAUAUUGAUAACGAAACUUAUAAGGAAAUGGCUUCAAAAUCCUCAAACAAGUUUUGUGGAAUCUGUUCUAGAAGAAGUAUAUCCAACAAAGCUGUAAAGUACUGUACACACUGCGAGGAUGCUCUUUGUUCAGACUGUGAAGAUUAUCACGGAAAUAUUAAAACUUUUGAUACACACCAUAUGAUAGAUAUUGAUAUCAUUGAGGGUAAACCAUUUGUUGUCAGUACAUCCUGCAAGGUUCACCCAGAUAUGGUUUUAGAAUAUUUUUGCUCCGACCAUGAUACGUUGUGCUGUCGGUCAUGUAUGGCUAGUGCUCAUCGCUCAUGUGAAAAGGUACUUCCAACUGAAGUAUCUGCAAAAGGGGUCAAAAGUUCAGCCAGGUAUGAAGAAAUUGUCAAAGAUGUCACUACAUUAAAUUCCGCAGUAAACGAACUGGAAGAUAAAAAGAAAAAGUCAACUGUCAGUCUUAAAGAUAGUAAGAUGACUGUUCAACAAGACGUUAAAAACUUCAAAGCACGAUUGCUAAAACGCAUUGAAGACAAUGAAGCAACUUUUAUGUCUGAAAUAAACAAAAUCCAUACAGAUCUCUAAAACGAAGCAAACGACAAUCUUGAAAAGAUAUGUGAACAAAGAAGAAAGAUACAAAAUAUUGCUGAACAGUUUGAAACUAUAUCGAACCAUGGAUGUGAAAGUCAAAUAUUUAUGCUGAUAAAUAAGAUUAAAGACGAACUGAACUGCCAUGCAAAUGAUUUUCAGGAACUGCUGUCGUCACAAAAAGAUGUCUCUGUCUCUUUUAAACAGUCCGAUUUGCAGUUCGUUAUGAAAUCACAAGGUUCGGUUGAAAUCAAACAAGCUUCCAUUGAUGUCAAAUACCAACUAUGUAAGAUUCAGCAAGCGCAAUGUUUGCAACAACAGAUAAAGCUUCCAUCUAAAUUUUUGCUAGAUGUUAGAUUUAGUGUACCUUAUUCAAACCUUGUAGGCAUAAGUGUGUCAAAAGACAAUAGAUUGUUCGUGUGUAAUCAUUUUAACUCCAGUUUAUUUGUUAUGUCAGACAAAGGCAAAACAUUGGAAACAGUUCAAAUGGACGGGAAACAGUGGGGAAUAGCUAUGGAGGAAGACAAGAAUACAGUAUGGGUCACACUACCACAAAAACAGUCCGUUCAGUCAGUAGAUAUGCUUACAAUGAAGAAGCGUCGCCUGAUUAAAGUACCAUCGUGUGACUCUCACUUAUAUGUAUAUGGUAUUGCUAUUAUUGACGAACAAAUUGCUGUAGGUGGGUUCGGCAAAAUACACAUUAUCAGCAAAACCGGUGACCUAAAGAAGUCACUUGAGGUUGGAAAAAGUCUAGUUUACUCCAUUUCAGUUGGUCAUACACAUCAACUUUACUAUGCUCAGGCUGAUACAGGAAAAUCUACAUUAAAAAGCGUUAAACUAGAUGGAACAAUUGCGUCUAUCUGUGCUGAAGGUAUUGAAAACAUGACUGAUUUUAAAAGCGACAAAUUAGGAAAUGUUUACAUUCUGGAAUCAACAUCAUCAAAUCUUAAGCUGUUUUCGUUUGAAAAUAAAUCUCUUAAAACUAUACUGACAUCAAAAGAUGGACUUAAAGGACCAUAUGGUUUGGCUUUCAGUAAAGAUUUUUCUAAACUGUUUAUUUCAAAUUGCACUGCCGGUGAGAUAUUGGUAUUUUUGUGUAAUCAGAAAUAAAAAACAAUGUAAGUUAUAUAGCAAACGAAAAUUAAACCUCUGUAUGUUAUGUAUGCCUAUAUGAGGUCGGGGAAAGUAUACCAACUUAUUAUGGCCAUAGAAAAAUGUAGUAAAGAAGAAAAAUUUUGAUGAGUGCACAACAGUGAUUGAUUGGUACAGUUUGAUAAUUGUGAAAAUUAAUGAUAGUUACAUAAUUUGAUAAAUACAACUGAGUUUUAAUAUUCCUUUAAUAGUGACAUGGAGAAGGGUGUAUACAGGCAAAAGACAUAUGUCUAAAAUACUAGAACGUAACAAAUAUUUCAGAAUAAUAUUGCUGUUCAUUAUAAUGUUAGUUUGUAUUGGAAGGUGUUCCUUGAUAAUACACGAUAUAUCUACAUUUUUUUACUAGAUAAAGUCAAUAUACGUAUAAAUUUAGUACACUGUCCUUUCGUCAAUCGG
Messenger RNA from Mytilus californianus (California mussel), 2166 nucleotides. RefSeq lists its product as uncharacterized. Lineage: Eukaryota; Metazoa; Mollusca; Bivalvia; Mytilida; Mytilidae. Bases 727 to 1728 code for a protein of 333 amino acids. The transcript has 2 exons. The record is from RefSeq and is a predicted model, not a curated record.